Danio aesculapii is the source of this 1276-nucleotide messenger RNA. RefSeq names its product neuropeptide FF receptor 2a (gene npffr2a). Gene Ontology annotation, cellular component: membrane. Lineage: Eukaryota; Metazoa; Chordata; Actinopteri; Cypriniformes; Danionidae. Gene Ontology annotation, molecular function: neuropeptide receptor activity; peptide binding. The record is from RefSeq and is a predicted model, not a curated record. Gene Ontology annotation, biological process: G protein-coupled receptor signaling pathway.
AUGAACGAGUCUCUGGACCUGAACAUUACCCUUGUGGAGGAUGGUAACUGGACUUUUAUCAAUGGCUCGAGUGAAUUCUUUUUACCUCUGAACAACAUUACAUAUGUUGGAUAUUACCUGCAUCAGCCAUCAGUAGCAGCCGUCUUCAUAGUGUCCUACCUCCUCAUAUUCCUGGUCUGCAUGAUUGGAAAUGGAGUGGUUUGCUUCAUCGUGUUACGGAGCAAAAAUAUGCGCACCGUCACCAACCUAUUCAUCCUCAACCUCGCCAUCAGCGAUCUUCUUGUUGGGAUUUUCUGCAUGCCCACAACUCUUCUAGACAACAUUAUUACAGGUUGGCCAUUUGGAAGCAUGGUAUGCAAAAUGAGCGGCAUGGUGCAAGGCAUUUCGGUCUCAGCCUCUGUUUUCACCUUGGUUGCCAUAGCGGUUGACAGAUUCCGAUGUAUUGUGUAUCCCUUCAAGCAAAAACUGACAAUAUCAACAGCCACCUUCAUUAUCGUGAUCAUCUGGGUGCUGGCGGUGUCCAUCAUGUGCCCUUCUGGUGUCAUGCUCCAGGUGACUAAAGCAAACAUCCGUGUGUUUCGGGGAAAUAAUCAAUCAAGCCCUUUCUACUGGUGCAGAGAAAACUGGCCUAACCAAGAAAUGAGGAAGAUCUACACUACCGUCCUGUUUGCCAACAUUUACCUCGCCCCUCUGUCCCUCAUAGUGAUCAUGUAUGCAAGGAUUGGGAUCACUCUGUUUAAAACGGCUAUGCCGGCGGGGGGCAAACAUGGCCAUGAUAAUCGCCAUUCUGUGUCGAAGAAGAAACAAAGAGUGAUCAAAAUGCUCCUCAUCGUGGCCUUGCUCUUCAUCCUGUCCUGGUUGCCCCUGUGGACGCUGAUGAUGCUAACAGACUAUGUUAAACUUACCGAACAUCAGUACAGGGUCAUUAACAUCUACAUAUACCCAUUUGCUCACUGGCUAGCUUUUUUCAACAGCAGCGUCAACCCAAUCAUUUAUGGGUUUUUCAAUGAGAACUUCCGCCGUGGAUUUCAGGCCAUCUUUAAGUUUGGCCUGUGUCCCGUCGGCGGUCAACAUCGGACUUAUUCUCACAGGGUACAGGGUAAUUCUGUGCAGCCGGUGAAUCUGCAACCCUCCACGGAGCCAAUCUCUCUAAAUAGCCUGGAGAACAACAGCUCGAGGAGGAUGAAUCACAUCAAUGAGCAGGACUUAGUGAUGGAAGAUUUAGAGAAAGUGUCUGAAUACAGUAUGGAAGGAGCUUCUCUUUAAGAUGAAUUGU